AUGACCUCGGCUCUCCCCUCCCCUCCCUCAUCAGACGAGAACCCCGAGGGCGUGCUGUCCGGCGAGUGGCCCGGCAACUUCUCCCUCGCCAGCUACGACAACCUCCGCCAGUACCUCGAGUCCCAUAUCGUCUCCACCGACAAGAUGAGCCCCACGGCAAAGCUCGGGGAGGUGAUGUCGCGCCCGGUGGAGGUGGCCACGCCGGACCAGAAGCUGGCCGAGAUCGACGCCCUCUUCGCCACCCAGUCCGGCCUGCCCGUCGUCGACGGCGAGGGCAGGUGCAUCGGGGUCGUCUCCAAGAAGGACAAGGCCAGGGCCUCCAAUGGGUUGGACUCAACCAUUGGAGAAGUCAUGUCCUCUCCUGCUGUAACUCUGACUCUAGAGAAGACUGUCUUGGAAGCUGCUGCACUAAUGCUCAAGCACAAAGUUCACAGGAUACCAGUUGUGAAUGAACAACAGCAAGUGAUCGGUAAGAGUUGGCAAAUCCCUUUGAUUGCCAUUUCUGAAAAAUAA
Triticum dicoccoides is the source of this 513-nucleotide messenger RNA. RefSeq lists its product as uncharacterized. Bases 1 to 513 code for a protein of 170 amino acids. Lineage: Eukaryota; Viridiplantae; Streptophyta; Magnoliopsida; Poales; Poaceae. The record is from RefSeq and is a predicted model, not a curated record. The transcript is spliced from 4 exons.